Messenger RNA from Sesamum indicum (sesame), 1864 nucleotides. Its product is annotated as anthocyanidin-3-O-glucoside rhamnosyltransferase. Gene Ontology annotation, molecular function: UDP-glucosyltransferase activity. Lineage: Eukaryota; Viridiplantae; Streptophyta; Magnoliopsida; Lamiales; Pedaliaceae. The record is from RefSeq and is a predicted model, not a curated record.
UACGCAAAAGAAAAAAGUUGCCGGCCAAGAACCAAAUAUCUUCUGUAUCAUUUUGAACCUUACGUCGACUGUGUGUAUGUUGCAUCUCUCUCUCUUCAUUAAAGAUAUACUUUUCGAAUUGAGACACUAUGUAUGUUUGUUACAUAUCAACGUAAGAUCAAUGCAUGACAGCAAAGUAACGCAUGGGUUGUCACUCCCCCUUUCAACUUCCAACCACCACCAGAACUCCUCUCUCUCUCUCUGCUGUUGGUGCUGCUAAUCUUCUCCUUAAAUAUAGCUGCAAAGGAAGAAACUUUUCUUGGGGUUGAAGAAAAUCUAGAGAGAGAAUGGAGAGUGAGAGAAAGAGUAGCAGUCUCCGUGUUGUGAUGUUUCCUUUCUUUGCGUUUGGUCACAUAAGCCCUUUCGUGCAGUUAUCUAACAAGCUAUCCUCUCGUGGCGUCCGCAUUUCAUUCUUCUCACCUCCAGCCAAUGUCAGCCGCAUCAGAUCAAUGCUGCAUCCCUCUCCCACCUCGCACAUCGUCCCCCUUACCCUCCCCCCUGUUCAGGGCCUGCCUUCAGGCCUCGCCAGCACUUCCGACCUCACUCCCACUCAGUCUGAGCUCCUCAAAGUUGCACUUGACCUCAUGCAACCCCAAAUCAGGCAGCUUUUAUCUCAGCUCAAACCCCAUUUCAUCCUCUUCGAUUUUGCUCAAGAAUGGCUCCCCAAAAUGGCUUCUGAUCUUGGCAUCAAAACAGUUUUCUACUCGGUUUUCAUUGCUCUUUCAACUGCUUUUCUCACUGUCCCCUCUAGGUUGCCUGACCCCGGAACUUAUCCGGCUCUCGAACAAGUCAAGAAUCCACCUCCGGGUUUCCCUGCAACCUCCGUCGCUGCAGUUAAAACCUUUGAAGCCCGGGAUUUCCUCUACAUGUUCAAGAGCUUCCAUGACAGUCCAUGCGUGUACGAUCGUGUGAUUUCGGGCCUCAAGGGCUCUUCAAUUAUCCUCGCCAAGACUUGCAAUGAAAUGGAAGCUCCCUAUAUACAAUACGUGAAAUCCCAGUUCAAUAAACCGGUUCUUCUAGCCGGUCCAGUGGUCCCUGAGGGCCGGGGUGAUCAGUUGGAGGGGAAAUGGGCUGAUUGGCUAGGCCAGUUUGAGGCUAAAUCAGUCAUUUACUGCUCUUUUGGGAGCGAAACAUUCUUGAAUGAUGAUCAGAUAAGAGAACUUGCACUAGGGUUAGAGCUCACCGGCCUACCGUUCUUGCUAGUCCUGAACUUCCCAGCCAACGCAGACGCCUCAGCCGAGCUGAGGAGGGCGUUGCCGGAAGGGUUGAUGGAGAGAGUCAAGGGCAAAGGAGUCAUUUCAAGUGGUUGGGUGGAGCAACAGAAGAUUCUUGCUCAUAGCAGUGUGGGGUGCUACUUAUUCCAUGCAGGGUUCAGUUCAGUGAUCGAAGGGCUGUUGAAUGACUGUCAGCUGGUGCUGCUGCCUCAGAAGGGUGACCAGUUCUUGAACUCUAAGCUUGUGAGUGGGGAUUUGAGGGCUGGGGUGGAGGUAAAUAGGAGGGAUGAGGAUGGGUAUUUUGGGAAAGAGGAUAUCGAGAGGGCUGUGGAGAGUGUUAUGGUAAGGGUUGAUGAGGAGCCAGGGAAGAGUGUAAGAGGUAAUCAGAAGAAAUGGAGAGAGUUUGUGCUUGAUAAGGGUGUUCAGGAUAGUUUUAUUGUGGAUUUGGUGAAGGAAAUGGAGGCACUUGCUGCUAUCUCAAGUGCUUAACUAGUUGGAUAAUUCUGCCAUCAAUCAAGCUUGUUUGCACUCAACCAAUCACAUAAUUCUAAGUAGGCUUAUCGUAUUUUUGGUAUUGUAAGUUAAGUUGUUUGGCGUUUUAGUUUUUGACU